Symbiodinium natans is the source of this 855-nucleotide messenger RNA. The record is from the annotation of a GenBank genome assembly. NCBI's taxonomy places the organism in Eukaryota, Dinophyceae, Suessiales, Symbiodiniaceae.
AUGCAGGAGCUGGAAUACGAAACAGACGUCGCAACUUUGGAGUCGGACACGUUUCGGACGUUUGUCGAGAAGUUCUUCGCAGCCGCUGCGGCUACUGCCGACCGUGAUGUAUUGCUGCAACAGCUGAAAGAUCGGACUGGCGUCGACAUCCAGGAGAAGACAGACAAGGGCGAGAUGCCAAACGAUAUGGUGGACAAGCUGCUUUCCGCCAGCAGCGUCGAGAUCUUCCCUGUGCAGCUUCCGACAAAGGACACAGGAUUCCACGCAGUGAGCGUGUACCUGGAUGACAAGGGUGUGGCCAAGAGCUUGGAGGAGAACAUCCGCGUCUCCGGGCUGGUGCAAGCCUGUGGAUAUCCCGGUCAGACAUUCAGAGGGGACUGCUUUGUCGGAAGGGUCUUCGACGACACCGAGGAUGAGUGGAGGAGGAUGGAUUUCACCCUGAAGGAUUGUAGCACUGAUGCGGACUGGAUCCAGCAGACAAAGAUGCAGCGCGCAAACAGGAAGCAAGGCGAUUUGCAAAGCCUGGCGAAUAGCAUGGGCGUCAACAAUCCAGCUCAGAUCAACCCUUCCACGCUGGCAGCUGAUGCUCCACAGGGUGAAACUGCAGAUUAUUCUUGGAAGCAGUCAGAAGAUGAAGUUGAGGUCACCUUCAAGAAGGACGGCUUGCAGAAAGGUGACAAGAAGUUCGUGAAGGUGGCUUUUGGACGCAAGCGGCUAAAAGUUUCAGUCAAGGACCAGGUGAUCAUCGACUCGGCACUUGCCGGCAACACCACUGCAGAUGAGUGCACCUGGACCCUCAGCGACGGUAUACUUCAAGUCACGCUGGCCAAGGCAGAUGGAGACACCUGGCCUUGA